AUGUGGGAUAGGUUGACAUUUGAGUGUGCCCAAGGAGCCAUCAUCGGCUUCGGCAUCGGCCCGACCCAAGGAGCCAUGUUUGAGCCCUCCAGCCGACCGUCCAAGCCUGAGCAGAACGAUAAGGCUCUGCCUGCCGCCGAGGUGGGUGGGGUGAAGCGCAUCGCUGCCAUCAAGGCCUAUUGCAGCCAUCCGAAGCGGGCAAAAACCCACAUCAGGAAGGACAAAUAUGAGAAGAAUGUGAACAAGUAUCUUUAUGAAACCUCUGACACCUUGGAGUACAACAAAGAAGAAGAGGAGACGGUCACCCACACCUUGGAGUUUGAUGUCUCUGGGCCAUCAUCGGCCGCUUUCCCCACGAUGCGUGAAGGUUUGGUGGAGGCCCGAGAGACCCGUUCCCGUCGCCCAAAAGCCAUCAAAGACAAGGAGCCGACAGAUGACGAUGAUGAUGAUGAUGAUAGCGCGGCUGAUGUUAUGGAUGAGCAAACAUCGGACACGAAUGAGGACGGCAACAGCGAUGACCAAAUGAGCACGAGCAGAGCGAGCAAACGAAAGGCUGGAAGUGCCAGUACCGUGUCCAAGCGACGCAGGGAAGACAACGAUGUGUUCAACGUUGAUGAAAUUCUGAACCAGAUCUUGAAGACCAAUGCGAAGAUGAACUCCCUGAUUCCCAGAUUGACUGAGCUUGGGGGCGAUGAAGCUGCUAAGGAAAUCAAGCAGCUCGAGGCCAGAAAGGCAUCCCUUUUGUCCCUUCAUGAUGGCAUUGCUGGUUUGAAGGCAGAGUAUGAUGCUGAUCAGACAAUGUCCCCGGAGUGCAGCAAAGCAGCGAUGGACCAUAAAAAAUUGACCAGGACAUUGCUCAAGAAGAACGCAUCGACUCCGGGAGGACGAGGGGGGCCCGAUGUUGAGCCCAAGGCAAAAGCGAAAGCGAAGGCAAAGUCUGACACCAGACCUGGGGCCAAAAAGGGACCCAAAUCCAAGAAGUAA
Messenger RNA from Cladocopium goreaui, 984 nucleotides. The record is from the annotation of a GenBank genome assembly. Lineage: Eukaryota; Dinophyceae; Suessiales; Symbiodiniaceae.